AAACAAUGCGAACAUUACUUCCUCCCCACAAUGGCAAUGCCCGAAGCAACAUUUAUAGGAAGGCUAAGGACAUGAUUAUGGAGCUGAGAGUUUGAUAUUUACCCUCCUUGCUUUGUCUGUUGUUCACCCCGCGUAUUGAAAACAAGCCCUUUGUACCCCUCUAUAGUCUCUUAAAUAUCCUCUCUGUAACCCACCCCACCUUGCGCCCUCCGGGCUUCUGCUCUUCAACAUGGUUCUCGACUAUAGCAAAUGGGAUGCCCUGGAGCUCUCAGAUGAUUCGGAUAUCGAAGUGCAUCCCAAUGUCGACAAACGAUCCUUCAUCCGCGCAAAACAGCACCAGAUCCACCAGCAGCGCAUUCAGCGCCAUCAGGAAAUCGAAAACCUGAAAUACUCUCGCAUCAUAAAUGACGGACUGUUGAAGCGCAUUGACGCUCUCAUAGCCUCACUCAAGAGCCAUGAAGACAGUUCCAGAAACCCGGAUGAGCUUAUUUUCCAGGCCCUGAUCGAGUCCGCUGGCGACCCUAACGAAGACAGCCCUCCGCCACCUCCCGAAGGCGUAUUUACGCACGAAAAGGAACAGCCUAAAUACUCGCAAAUGAUGGGGUCACUAGUAGACCAGGUGAAGAAAGAGCUGGAUGAGUCCAAACCGGAAAAUCGGUUUCAAGAAUACAUCAAGGGUGUGGAGCAGCAUAAGACCAAAGUUUUGGGCUUGCAGCAGCAGUUAUUGGAGAAACUAGCUUCUCUGGAGAAAGAGGAGGCCAAAAAAAUUACCAGCGAGAGCAUACACACCGGCUUUGACAGAACCUUAGUUAACCGGCCGAAACCCGAGCAGAAGAAAACGGAGACUACUACUUCGGUGGAACUUCUGAAUCCGGGUGCGGCCAAGAGCGUCAAUGAGGCGGACGUAGGCUCCUCUGGGGCCGAAGUCGACAUCGAAGACGAGGAAGAGGAAGAUAAAAUCAAGGUAACACCGCUGGCUAAACAAUUUGCCAAAUUCAAAAUCGGUGACUACAAAAGCUGCCUGCAAUUUAUCGGCGAUCACCCAGAGAUCGUAACUGAGCGCAAGACGGAUGAGCUACUUAUCGAGGGAUUCGACGCCCAGCUAUCCGGGAACGAAGAAUACGCCCGCCAAUGUGUUCAUCAAGGCUUACUGCUUCAAUACUGCCGAUCUCUUGGCCGUGACGGCGUGAGCCUCUUCUUCAAGCGCAUAACUUCAAGGGACCACAAAGCCUCCAUACUCUUCCACAACGACGUUACCGAAACGUACGGCAAGAUGAAAACGCGCGCCGCGGAGCUCGCCAAGGACUCUGCCGGUAAUCCUGUAGAGGUUGAGCAAAUCCAACUCCACGCCGUCGAUCCGAAUACGAAACUCAACAUCAAAAUUCCCUCGCCGGAAGACACUAAUCCAGACUCCGUUGCGGCGAUGGAGACCUUCAAGAGCUUCCCGCCGAACCUGCAGCGGGCGCUCAAAUCCGAGAGCCUGGAUGAGGUUAAUAAGGUGCUUGGGAAAAUGAGUGUGGAGGAGGCGGAGGGGGUAGUGGACAAGCUGGGGUCCAGUGGGAUUUUGACGAUGGAAGAAGGGAUUGUGGAUGCGACGACGGAGGAGGGGAAGAAGUGGUUGAGUGAAAUGGAGGGCCAGAAGGGCAGAAGUGAAGAAAUGGUGGAAAAGGAUUGGGAGGGGAAGGAGGGCGUUGUCGGCGAACCUGAGUAAAUGGGAACGGCUGUUUCUGUGCACGUCGAUGGGCUGUUGGUUGCUUAGUUCUGGGCUUCCUUUUCCCUGCCCUCUUAUUUCUGCUUCCUUUUUAUUUUGUUUUUUUCGUAUGUGCUGAUGAGUGAUGGUAGCAGGGAGGAUAAUCAUUGCAAUUUACUACGAAAAUACUUCUUUACAUUUAUAAGAGGAAGGAGAAAAAGGGGGUAUGAGUGUUGACACAUGCAAAUAGUUACUAACGGAUAGUGAGGAAGAAAGACGACCUAUUUUACAAAUUGUUACAGCUUUUUUUCCUGUAAAAUCACCCCUUCCCAGGGCCCCCUCAAUUUCCCCCUAUCCAUACCGAGGGGGAUAAAAAAUAAAAAAUGGCAAGGUGAUACGUAUUAUUCUAACAAAACAUAAAAAACAGGGACACAUAAAUAUAUUUAUAAAGCUUUCUUUGUAGAGUAAAUGGACGAAUGAAUUGAGGGAGUAGGUACAAAAUACAAAGGUAGACGGAAUUUGAUAUAUUUUGCAUAUAUUUCCAUCACCAGAACCUGAUGAAGGCAUGGUUAAGGCGGAAAACCAGA
This is a messenger RNA of Histoplasma capsulatum G186AR, 2277 nucleotides long. RefSeq lists its product as uncharacterized. Bases 230 to 1711 code for a protein of 493 amino acids. Gene Ontology annotation, cellular component: cytoplasm. Gene Ontology annotation, biological process: protein folding; protein stabilization. The transcript has 2 exons. Lineage: Eukaryota; Fungi; Ascomycota; Eurotiomycetes; Onygenales; Ajellomycetaceae. The record is from RefSeq and is a predicted model, not a curated record. Gene Ontology annotation, molecular function: protein kinase binding; heat shock protein binding; protein-folding chaperone binding.